Messenger RNA from Nomia melanderi (Alkali bee), 3204 nucleotides. RefSeq names its product unc-45 myosin chaperone (gene unc-45). Gene Ontology annotation, molecular function: Hsp90 protein binding. Lineage: Eukaryota; Metazoa; Arthropoda; Insecta; Hymenoptera; Halictidae. Gene Ontology annotation, cellular component: cytoplasm. The record is from RefSeq and is a predicted model, not a curated record.
UGUAGCGAAGGUAACACAUUGAUACCUACAGUGUGGGAAGUUUAUUUUAACCGGCGAUUAUAUUUUUGUUCAGAUCGUGGGGCGAACGCGGUUUAAAAUAAACUUGAAAUACUCUAGUAACGUCUAGCCAUUUCUGAAGCCUUUUUAACACGAUGCAAAAGCGGUAGCAGUCUCAGUACUGCAUUGCAGACUUUCGAGGGUGUUACCGGUAAUCAAAGCAAAAAGUGCACAUUCAAGUUUUAACAAAAAAUUGACGCUACAUAAAAUUCAUUGUUAAGUUUUAAAAGGUCAUUCAAUAUGACAAAAGUAAAUCUAACUGCACAACAAUGGAAAGAAGCAGGCAAUGAGGAAUUUAAGAAAGGGAACUGGUCAGAAGCAUUAAGUUGUUAUACGAAUGCAUUAAAACUUACAAAUGAAGAUAGCUCUGAAAAAGCUAUAUAUUAUAAAAAUCGUGCUGCUGUGUAUCUGAAUCAAGGGAAAUACAAUAAUGUCAUCGAAGAUUGUGAUGAAUCUUUGAAAAUAUCCCCAAAUGAUCCGAAAGCAUUGUUUCGCAGAUGUCAAGCAUUGGAAGCAUUAGAAAGAUUUGAAGAAGCAUAUCGUGAUGCUAGGUACAUUAUUUCAGUAGAUCCAGGCAACAAAGCAAUUCAACCUUUAGCAGCACGAUUACAUGAAAUUGUACAGGAAAGAUAUAAAGAAAGUUCUCGUGUUCAUUCAAAAGUAUCACAAAUGAUGGAUAUAGCUUUUGGAAUAGAAGGAAAGGACGAAAAUCGAGAAACAGCAAUGAAUAAUUUGCUUGUUCUUGCAAGAGAAAGGGCAGGAGCAGAAGUUAUGUUUAAGAAUGGAAUUGUUUCUAAAAUAAUAAAACUUCUGAAACUUGAAAAAAAUGAGGAGAUAAUAAUAAUUGCAAUUCGUAUCAUUGCUGAAUUAUGUAGAGAUAAUAUUAAUCGGACUGAACUUACUUUGAAAGACAUUGGUAUACCCUGGUAUUUAGAAAUGAUUAAUAGUAAACUUACAGAAAGAGUAAAUGCUGCUCAGUAUUGCUUACAGACAAUACUUAAUGUUUAUAGUGGUAUGGAUAAUAAACCAGAUACAAAGCCAAAUAAAGAACUAUGUGAUAAAUAUAGUAAACAAAUUGAUACCAUUUUAUCCUGUUUAUUAUACAGUGUAACAAGCAGAACUAUUUCUGGAUUAGCUAGAGAUGCAAUUAUAGAACUUAUUACACGCAAUAUUCAUUAUACUGCAUUAAAUUGGGCAGAACGACUAGUGGAGCUAGAUGGUUUACAACGUUUAAUGGAAGUAGCUAGUGAACUUGAAGAAUAUAAGUAUGAAUCUUCAAUGGAUAUUACAGCAUCUACUAGAACUAUUACCAGUGUGUGCUUAGCAAGAAUUUACGAAAAUAUGUAUUAUGAUGCAGCAAAAGAAAAAUUCAGAAAUGCUAUUGAUGAAUUCAUUAAAGAUAAACUACUUACGCCAGACAUAGAAUCUAAGGUCCGCGUUGUAGUUGCUAUAACUACUUUAUUGCUUGGUCCAUUGGAUGUUGGAAACACAAUAAUUGCUAAAGAAGGUAUUUUAGAAAUGAUACUUGUAAUGGCAGGUACAGAUGACCUAUUACAACAAAAAGUUGCUUGUGAAUGUAUAGUUGCUGCUGCAUCUAAAAAAGACAAAGCUGCUGCAAUUAUAAAUCAAGGUGUAAAUAUUUUGAAAAAGUUAUAUCAAUCUAAAGAUGAUUCUGUCAAAGUACGCGCUUUAGUAGGUUUGUGUAAGUUGGGUAGUUCGGGUGGUUCAGAUGCCACAAUAAGACCAUUUGCAGAUGGUGCAACAAUAAAAUUAGCAGAAGCUUGUAGGAGAUUCUUAAUUAAUCCGAAGAAGCAGAAAGACAUGAGAAAAUGGGCAGUAGAAGGAUUGUCUUAUCUUACUUUCGAUGCUGAAGUUAAAGAAAAAUUAAUUGAAGAUGAUGCAGCAGUUCAAGCAAUGAUAGAACUCGCUAAAACUGGAGAUCAGUCCGUAAUUUAUGGUGUCGUUACGACAUUAGUUAAUUUAUGUAACGCUUAUGACAAGCAAGAAAUGAUACCAGAAAUGAUAGAGCUAGCAAAAUUUGCAAAACAUCAUAUACCUGAAGAACAUGAAUUUGAUGACAUUGCUUUUGUAAACAAGAGGUUAACUGCAUUAGCCAAAGCUGGUGUUACGAGCGCGUUAGUUAGCCUUUCUAAAACGGAAAGUCAAAACAGUAAAGAAUUAAUAGCGCGCGUUUUCAAUGCAAUUUGUAGUCAACCAGAAGUGAGAGGAAUUGUUGUUCAACAAGGUGGAGCAAAGGCUCUUUUACCAUUGGCUUUAGAUGGAACUGAUAAAGGAAAGAAACAAGCAUCACAAGCUCUUGCACGGUUAGGAAUUACAAUAAAUCCAGAAGUUGCUUUUCCUGGACAGAGAAUAAUGGAAGUAGUUCGACCAUUCCUAAAUCUUUUAAAUCCAGAAUGUUCUGCGCUUGAAAAUUUUGAAGCCUUAAUGGCUUUGUGUAAUUUAGCAGGUAUCAAUGAUAGCAUUAGAAGACGGAUAUUAAAAGAAGGGGGUUUCCAAAAAAUAGAAGUUUAUAUGUUUGAGGAUCAUGACAUGUUAAGACGUGCAUCUACUGAGGUGAUAAAUAAUUUAAUGAUGUGCGAAGAUACUAUAAAAUAUUAUGAACAAGAAAACGAUAGAGUUAAAUAUCUGGUGAUUCUUUGUGAAGAUGAAGAUAUAAAUACAAGUAUGGCAGCAGCAGGAGCCUUAGCAAUGUUAACAUCAGUUAGUACAAAAUCCUGUAGUAAAAUAUUUGAUUCGAAAGAAUGGUUAGAAUCCCUACGAUUUCUACUUGCUAAUCCAAACCCUGAUUUACAACACAGAGGAGUUGUGAUUGUUUCAAAUAUGAUCAAAAGUACUAAAGAUGUUGCAGCAUUAUUAAUUGAAACUGACGUGAUGGAAAUUUUAAUGGCUCUAACAAAAAGUGAAUCUAUAGAAAAUAAAAAGAUUAAAGAACUUGCUGCCAGUGCAUUAGAAGCAGCAGCAGAGUGGAAACUCAUAAGAACUACAAAUAAUGAACAACAACCACUUCAGAAUUCAAAUAAUGUGGAGAGUGUUGAAUAAAUUUGCAGUAUGAUUGUAAUUAAAAUUAUUUAUUUUUUAAAAAUCUAUAUUUAUUUUGUAUAAAAAACUGUGUAUUUAUAUGUUUAU